UUUGCUUUUCUUGCAGCCACGGAAAGAACGCGGGGUAACCUGUGUGUAGGGGGGGGGGGGGCCCGGGGGCCCCUGCGUCCCCCCUCCCGGCGCGCGCGCGCGGCCCCCCUCCCAAAAGGGGGUUUUCCCCCUCGCCCCACAAGGGUGUACGGACCCAAAAAAGUGAGGAAAAGAAAAGAAAAGCCAAUGGGGGGGGGGGGGGGGGGCGGGGGGGGGGGAGAGACAGCGUCUCUGCGUGUGCGUCCGCCGCGGAGCCCGGAGACCCGUAAUUGCACCAGACAGGCAGCGCAUGGGGGGCUGGGCGAGGUCGACGCGUAUAAAUAGUGAGAUUUCCAAUGGAAAGGCGUAAAUAACCGCGCCGGUGAUCCACCCGCGCGCACCGGGCCGUCCUCUCCGCGCGCGGGGAGACGCGCGCGCACCCACCCGCCCCGGCUCCUCGCCCACCCCCGGCCCCCAGCCAUGGAAGAACUCACGGCGUUUGUCUCCAAGUCUUUUGACCAGAAAAGCAAGGACGGUAACGGCGGAGGCGGCGGCGGCGGAGGGAAGAAGGAUUCCAUUACGUACCGGGAAGUUUUGGAGAGCGGACUGGCGCGCUCCCGGGAGCUGGGGACGUCCGAUUCCAGCCUCCAGGACCUCGCGGAGGGCGGCGGCCACUGCCCGGUGCAUUUGUUCAAGGACCACGUAGACAAUGACAAGGAGAAACUGAAAGAAUUCGGCGCCGGGAGAGUGGCGGAAGGGAUUUACGAAUGCAAAGAGAAGCGCGAGGACGUGAAGUCGGAGGACGAGGACGGGCAGACGAAGCUGAAACAGAGGCGCAGCCGCACCAACUUCACGCUGGAGCAGCUGAACGAGCUGGAGCGACUCUUCGACGAGACCCAUUACCCCGACGCCUUCAUGCGCGAGGAGCUCAGCCAGCGCCUGGGGCUUUCCGAGGCGCGCGUGCAGGUUUGGUUCCAGAACCGGAGAGCCAAGUGCCGCAAACAGGAGAAUCAGAUGCAUAAAGGCGUCAUCUUAGGCACAGCCAACCACCUGGACGCCUGCCGGGUGGCACCCUACGUGAACAUGGGAGCCUUAAGGAUGCCUUUUCAACAGGUCCAGGCUCAGCUGCAGCUGGAAGGCGUGGCCCACGCGCACCCGCACCUGCACCCGCACCUGGCGGCGCACGCGCCCUACCUGAUGUUCCCCCCGCCGCCCUUCGGGCUGCCCAUCGCGUCGCUGGCCGAGUCCGCCUCGGCCGCCGCCGUGGUCGCCGCCGCCGCCAAGAGCAACAGCAAAAACUCCAGCAUCGCCGACCUGCGGCUCAAGGCGCGGAAGCACGCGGAGGCCUUGGGGCUCUGACCCCGCCGCGCAGCCCCCAGCGCACCGGGACUCCCGGGCUCCGCGCACCCCGCCUGCACCGCGCGUUCUGCACUCAACCCCGACUGGAGCUGCUUCCGCGGCCACCGUGCUCCGUGCGCCCCGGGAGCUCCUGCAAGAGGCGUGGGGAGGAGGCUCCCGGGACCGUCCACGCACGACCCAGCCAGACCCUCACGGAGACGGUGCAGAAGGCGGAGCGCGUGAGCAGCCGUGCGCCCUGCUCGGACCUCUCCAAGGCUGCCCGUGCGUCCUGGGAGACCCUGGAGAAGGGUCAACCCUCUGCCUGGCUGCGUCUUCCUCUGCUCUACCCUAUGCAUGCGGUGAACGACCCAAAACGUGUGGAAGAUCCUCGAGUCUGUGAACCUGCAAAGAUCCCGGGGCUGGUCUCCGAGGAAAAGGCCGCGUGUCUUCGUUGCCAACGGUUUUCUUUACCUCCAUACUCCUCCCUUCGUCCCAAGAGCUGUGUGGAUUUGAAUGUGGACUUUGGAAUCCCAGGAGGCAGAAGGGGCCGGGCUGUCCUCCCAACGCUCCCCCCAACCCCGCCAGCAUCCCAGAGGCAGCAAUAAGGGAACAGUUUUGUGGCUGUUGUGGCUGAGGACGUGAACCGGGGGGAGUUGGAAGGGGAGGGGAGGGAGAUUCGAACCUCCCACGUUGUGACUCCCACGUUCCGGGGACUUCCAGGAGGACC
Chlorocebus sabaeus (green monkey) is the source of this 2044-nucleotide messenger RNA. RefSeq names its product SHOX homeobox (gene SHOX). Gene Ontology annotation, biological process: regulation of transcription by RNA polymerase II. Gene Ontology annotation, molecular function: DNA-binding transcription factor activity, RNA polymerase II-specific; sequence-specific double-stranded DNA binding. The record is from RefSeq and is a predicted model, not a curated record. Gene Ontology annotation, cellular component: nucleus. Lineage: Eukaryota; Metazoa; Chordata; Mammalia; Primates; Cercopithecidae.